AUGGAAUUACAAAUUAAGGAGGUUGCGGGUUCUGGGCCUGCUAGUGAUGAUUUGCUCAUGCUUAGAAGGAAGAUUCAUGAAUUAAAUAUAACUCUUAGAAGACUUUCUACUUGGUGGAACCAAAGAGCUAAGGCUAGAUGGCUUAAUGUGUGGGGGAAGAAAUCCUUUUCGUUGGGAGGAAAGAUUACACUUACAAAAACCUCUUUGAUGUCUUUUCUGAGCUUUGUUAUAACUCAAUCUCUUGUUCCUAAGAGUGUGAUUCAGGAGUCAUUCACAAACAAAUCAGGAGCUCUACGGGCUAGAUUAACCUGGAACUUUAUCCACAAACCUGAGACUAUUCUACACCGAACGGCUUUGGCCAAAUUUGGUAAUAAUGUGUUGAACGACAACUGCAUAAACUGCUCCUCUAAUGUCUGGAAAAUUUUAAAGGAUGGAGGGAAAUUUUUAAAGCCUAUUUUUAGAUGGAAGGAGGGAAGAGGAGAUCAAAUUCAGGUUCUUAAUGAUGUUUGGUUGCUGGAUAGAUGCUUAAAUGAGUGGCAUACUUUUAUUGAUUGUGGUGCUUUAGAGAAUUUGAAAGUUCAACAGCUUAUUUCAGAUACAGGACAGUGGGAUGAAGGUAAACUACUCAAUUGGUUCCAUGAAGAUCUAGCAAGUCUUAUCAGGAAUGUGAAACCAGAUGUCCAGUGGGAAGAUCAAUUGGAGACAGUGUGUAAGUGCUCGGGUAAAUCUAUUUCGGCUUUAGCUUAUGAUAAUGCCAUUAAAGACAAAGGAAUUAGUGAUGUUGAUGGUUUUUAUAGUUGGCUUAAGAGCUUAAAGCUUAACUAUAAUGUGGAUUUUUUUUGGUGGAGGCUUAGCAAAUUUGCUAUUCCUACAAACCACUUUUUAAAAUUCCAAACACUAGCAACUGAUGAUCGUUGUGCUAGAGGAUGUCUUGAAACGGAAAAUUAUGAGCAUGUUAUUGUUCAGUGUAAAUAUCUUCAAGAGGUGAUUAAUAAAACUCAUGAAUGGGGGUUUUAUAUUUCUUCAUUUCGAUAUUUGGAGGGUUGUUUUGAAGAGCUGAAAAGGAUUUCUGGUACGAAUUCUGGUAUGGUAAGAGUUUACUGUGUUGCUAUGUUUUUAAACUGGAAAAACCGCAAUUCAGUAAAACUUGGUAAGGCAGCUUUGCCAAGUUCCUCAGUGGCUGCAAAUGUGCUCUCUCUUGCUGUUUUGAAGUCUUCUCCUUAUCUAGUUAGCUGGGGUGCUAAUCUCCCAAGGGAGUUAUUUUCUACUUGGCGCUUCCACCACUAG
Messenger RNA from Dendrobium catenatum, 1287 nucleotides. RefSeq lists its product as uncharacterized. The record is from RefSeq and is a predicted model, not a curated record. Lineage: Eukaryota; Viridiplantae; Streptophyta; Magnoliopsida; Asparagales; Orchidaceae. Bases 1 to 1287 code for a protein of 428 amino acids. The transcript is spliced from 3 exons.